AUGGAUCAACUCGGUAAUUAUGUUCUGCCAGGAAACACGGUCACCUACCACGACAAGGGAGCACGACAGGUUGACGUGGUUGGGAAAGAAGAGAAGAGAGCAUACAGCCUGCUUGUAGCAAGUACGCCAGCAGGCGACUUCUUACCAUUCCAGCAGAUCUGGGCUGGCGCGUCGACACGUGUCCUACCUGCGCACACCGCUCCGGGCAUGCAGGAAGCUCUCGAUGCAAGCCAUGGCUUCGAUUUCACUUUCGCUGCGAGCAAUAAGAAAACGAGCCAUUUCAGCACACUGAAGACGAUGCAGGAGUGGACUGAAAGGAUUCUCGACCCGUACAUCAAGCGUGUCAUCGCCGAGGAUCCAGAUCUUCCCACGAAUCAGAAGGCGAUCCUU
Messenger RNA from Fomitopsis serialis, 390 nucleotides. RefSeq lists its product as uncharacterized. The record is from RefSeq and is a predicted model, not a curated record. NCBI's taxonomy places the organism in Eukaryota, Fungi, Basidiomycota, Agaricomycetes, Polyporales, Fomitopsidaceae. The annotation marks the transcript as partial. The transcript is spliced from 2 exons.